Apiotrichum porosum is the source of this 1641-nucleotide messenger RNA. RefSeq lists its product as uncharacterized. The transcript has 3 exons. NCBI's taxonomy places the organism in Eukaryota, Fungi, Basidiomycota, Tremellomycetes, Trichosporonales, Trichosporonaceae. Gene Ontology annotation, molecular function: aspartic-type endopeptidase activity. The record is from RefSeq and is a predicted model, not a curated record. Bases 1 to 1641 code for a protein of 546 amino acids. Gene Ontology annotation, biological process: proteolysis.
AUGCACGCACCACUCGUCCUCGCCCUCGCACUGGCGUCGGCCAUCAACACCAACGCUGCGCCGUCCCCACACCCUAACGCAGCUGCGGAUGAUGCUGCCACCCCUGUCGCAAAGCGCGGUCCCGGUGUCACCACCCUCCAGCUCACACACCACAACAACCGCCGCUUCGACCAGGACCCCAAGGUGCGACGCGCCUGGGCCCGCGACCAGCUCGUGAACGCCCGUAUCAAGCACGCCCGCAUGCUCGAUACCGAGGGCCAGGAGCAGGCCAAGCGCGACCUCGACUGGAUCAACGGCGAGCGCGAGCUUCGGAACGCAAAGCGAGCGAGCAGCCAGGUAGACAUGACCAACUGGGGUCGCGACUUGCAGUACACCGCAAAUGUCAGCAUUGGAACUCCGGCGCAGAACUUUGAUAUUGUGCUUGACACGGGCUCGUCGGACCUGUGGGUCAUGGACCGGUGCACGUCCGCUAUCGAGUGUGGUGGCGCACCAGUGUUCGACACGGCAAAGUCGUCAACGUUCAAGCUGAUCAACAACUCGUUUGCGAUCGAGUAUGGCAAGGGCACGACCGACGGCUCCUACGUGAGAGACGUCGUGUCCAUGGGCGGCUUUACCAACAACAAUCAGGUGUUUGCCACUGCCGACAAUGUCACCGACUGGAACCAGCAAGGCACAACUGUUGCUGGUCUCAUGGGUCUCGCCUGGCAGACCAUCGCCACCAACACCAUCCUGCCCUUCUGGCAGGCCGUAUCGUCCACCUGGGACAGCCCCAUGUUCAGCAUGUACCUCGGCCGCGAGACCUCGACUCUCAACUGGACCGACACCACCAGCUACAUCCACCCGGGUGGCCAGAUCACCCUCGGUGGCACCGACACGUCCAAGUACACUGGCAGCAUCAACUGGGUCUCGUUCCCCGCCACUGCCAAGGACUACUGGCGUAUCCCUCUUGACGGCAUCAGCAUCAACGGCCAGAACAUCGACGUGUCGAGCAGCUCCGGUGGCAUCUUUUCGUCGAGCUCGGCGACAAACUGGGCACUCAUCGACUCUGGCACGUCACUCAUCAUGGGCCCGUACAGCAACGUUGACAACAUUUACGCUGCCAUCCGCGGCUCCGAGCAGGUCCAGCAGGGCGUGUACGUCUUCCCUUGCGACACCCUCCCUUCGAUCCAGGUCGACAUUACCUUUGGCGGCGUGGCAUACAGGCUCUACGAGUACGACAUGAUUGCCACUGUCAUUCCGGCCUCGGAGCUCAGCACCAGCAGGCUCCCGUACAACUACUACUGCGUCGGCGCCUUCCAAGGCAUGGCCCAGUCCCAGAUUUCGUGGAUCUUCGGCGACACUUUCAUGAAGAACGUCUACUCGGUCUUCCGCAUGGACCCCCCUGCUAUCGGCUUUGCGACCCUCGCCGACUCGGCAAACAACACGUUCACAGACUACCAGUCGGCGGCUACCGCCCCUAUCCCGACCGGGUCGACCAGCUCGUCGUCUGGCUCAUCGUCGUCGGGCAAUGGCAGUGGCAGCGGCAGCGACACUGGCACGAGCUCGGGCUCGGGCUCGGGUUCGGGCAAGAGCGGUGCUUCGGGCCUCGCCAUGUCUGGUGCCCUCCUCGCUGCCGGCCUGACCGUCUCCAGCCUCUUCUAA